This is a messenger RNA of Diabrotica balteata, 1359 nucleotides long. The record is from the annotation of a GenBank genome assembly. Lineage: Eukaryota; Metazoa; Arthropoda; Insecta; Coleoptera; Chrysomelidae.
AUGUCAACUAGAGGCGAAAAAAUGGUUAAAAUGGUGCUAAACAAGCACCAAAAUGCUUGGAUACAAACUGAAAGUGAAUCUGAUAGUGAUCCAUUUGAAAACUUGUCUGAUGAAGAUCCUGAAUACAUUCCUAGUAAAGAUAGCGACAAUUCUGAUGGGGACGAAUCCAUGUAUUUGAACAAAGAAGUAUCCAGUGAUAUAGAAACUGAUAAUUAUGAAUCGGAAAAAGAAAUUGUAUCUACAAGAGGUGAACCGAACCCACGAGGUAUAACAAAACCACCAAAUGGAGCAAAAACACGAUUUGGACCAAAACCACGACGUGGACCAAAAACACGAGAUAGACCAAAAAUACAAAGGGGUUAUAGAUCGCAAGGAUCUAUUACGACCAACAGAACUGUUGAAGAAGCAGAAUAUAUUCCUGCAGUUGAGAACAAUAUGCAAGACAAUGAAGACAUUGACGAGGUAAAUCAAGAACAAAUGCUGGGUUAUGGACAUCUGCACGGUCAGCAAAUUUUGGAAGAAAACAAUAUGAUUGAAAUGAUAGUCGAGGACUCAAUUGGCUACAAUUUCCACAACAAUAUGCCAGUAGAUAUUGUUCUAGCAGAAAGAACAGAACAUAAUCAAAUAGUCAGUAACGAAGAAGAACACACAUGUUUGAGGUAUCUAGUAUGUGAAGUAUGUGCAAAUAUCAUUUACCUGAAAGAGAAAGCUAGAAUUUAUGAAUGCUCCAUUCAGAACUUAGAAGACCUAAGUAGUACAGAUACAACACAACAAUGGGGAAAAUUGAAAAAAGAGAAUAUGGUAUAUGAAAAACCAACUCCUAUAAAUGGUUUCUGCCACAUGGGGAAAACUUAUACUCAAGCCGCACUAGAAAGUCGUCUCGAUAGUAAUGCUGAGGGCAGUGUUUUAGACAUUCUACUUUCUGGUGCAGAAGGAUCAGAACUGCAAUUAAGUUUAUCAAACAGUGAAACUUCUAAUUUAGUAGAAGUAUCACAAACUAAUUUAUUACAAUUAGCUAUGUACCACGACAUUUUUAGUAACAAUAAGUUGUUACCUAUGUUUGACAAAAUUAUGAGUUGCACAAUAGAACUGAGUGAUAAUUUAGUGCACUUCUAUAAUAAAGAAAUAUUUGUUAAUCAUGAAAAUAGUAUAAAUUUAUGUAGGGCAACUAUUUCUCAGUCUGGUGAAGUGUGGCGGAAUGCUCGAAGAAUGAGGAUUACUGGAACUACAUGUUACAAUGUUUACACUUAUUGUAAAAAUAAAAACCCAAACUGGGUUUUGAAAAGUCACUAUUUGACACUCACUUUAAGGGUAACAUUGCAACUCGUCAUGGAAAAAAAUUUGAAAGAGAAGCUCUAA